Messenger RNA from Meloidogyne enterolobii, 602 nucleotides. The record is from the annotation of a GenBank genome assembly. Lineage: Eukaryota; Metazoa; Nematoda; Chromadorea; Rhabditida; Meloidogynidae.
UAAUCUAAUUUUUUAUUUAACAGAUUUAAUAUUUCUAAUAUUUAGUAUAAUGAUCCAGAGUUAUGACCCAAUAAUACAAUCCUUGUUUGCAUCUUUGUUCACAUGGGGAGUGACAGCUUUGGGCGCAGCAUUGGUUUUUGUACUUCCAUCGGACAGAAGACGUGGCACAACUAUUUUGGACGUUAGCCUUGGUUUUGCUGGGGGAGUUAUGACGGCCGCUUCUUUUUGGUCGUUAUUAGCCCCUGCUAUAGAGAUCUCUGAAGCUCAACUUGGUGCUUUAGCUUUCAUACCGGUGUCGGUUGGUUUUGCAUUUGGUGCAAUUUUUGUCUUUUUCUCUGACAAAAUGAUUCCAAGUUGUGUUGGUGCUGAACUUUCAAUAAUUGAAGUCCUUUCAUCAAAUAAAGAAGUUAUUCCUCCCGGUGCAAACUCAAAUAAUCAAACAGAAGUUCUUUUAAAUUCUGGUCAUGGGAUUACAUCUAAUGAAGGCGGAGAAUCUUCUUUCGAUCCACGGUUAUUAUUUUAACAUUUUUCUUUCUCUUUCCAUUUUAAUGAUCUAAAACUCGGGUGUGAUUUCUACAAUUUACUUUGGUUACUUUGGAAAU